AUGAAGUUCAACAUACGUGCUGCGACUAAAGAAGACUGCAAAGACAUCUCGAGAAUGAUAAUGGAGUUGGCCGAGUAUGAAAAGAUGACAGAUCAAGUGAAGAUAACAUGCGAUGAAUUGGAGCGUGAUGGUUUCUGCCAGAAUCCCUUGUUCGAAUGUCUCGUUGCUGAAGUUCCAGAAGAGAAUAAGUCUAAAGAAGGAUUCACCACUGUUGGAUACGCCCUUUACUUUUACAUCUACAGCACAUGGAAAGGACGGUCAAUGCAUUUGGAGGAUUUGUAUGUGAUGCCUGAAUACCGAGGAUUUGGCAUUGGAAAAAGUUUACUGAGCACCGUCGCUAAGGUAGCCAAAGAGAGGCCGUGUGCGCGCUUGCAGUUGAGCGUAUUGGAGUGGAACGUUCCAUCACGAGACUUCUAUGCUAGGAGAGGAGCUCAGGAUCUGACUGUCACGGAAGGCUGGCAUUCAAUACGUUUUGAUGGACAAAGCUUGAACGAUUUAGGAAGUGACGCCCUAAAGAAUUAA
Molecule: messenger RNA, 522 nt
Organism: Nerophis lumbriciformis (worm pipefish)
Lineage: Eukaryota; Metazoa; Chordata; Actinopteri; Syngnathiformes; Syngnathidae
Source: RefSeq, a predicted model, not a curated record